CAGUCGUAUCCGAGUGUCAAACUCCUUUAGCCUCUCAUCCAUUCCAUUAAGACGAGCUAGCUUUGUUAACUUUAAUUAAAAAUGGCGUCCGUUGAGGAAAUAUCUAAUGCUGUGUCAGAUGCUGUAGAUGAGAUAAACGCAAACUAUGACAACAUGGAAGGAGAACUAAAUAUGGAUCUGGAGGAGUCUCUGAGAGGCGGAUAUGUGUUUUAUAGGGACAGGAAAGAUUGGGCAGAUCUGGAGCCUGUUCCUCAGGAUGAUGGACCCAACCCUGUGGUAAAGAUUGCAUAUUCAGACAGAUUCACAGAUGUGUAUGAUUAUUUCCGAGCCUUGCUGAAGAAGGAUGAGAAGAGCGAGAGAGCGCUUGUGCUCACGACUGAAGCCAUUGACCUUAACGCUGCAAACUACACAGUAUGGCACUACAGGAGAGUACUGCUGCAGGCUUUGCAGAAAGAUCUGAGAAAGGAGAUGAAAUAUAUCACUGCAAUUAUAGAAGAACAACCCAAAAACUACCAAGUCUGGCAUCACAGGCGCAUGGUGGUUGAGUGGCUUAAUGAUCCAUCUGAAGAGCUGCAGUUCACAUCUGAGAUCCUCGUUCAGGAUGCCAAGAACUACCAUGCAUGGCAGCACAGACAGUGGGUCAUUCAGGAAUAUAAACUGUGGGACGGUGAGCUGGAAUAUGUAGAGGAGCUCCUAGAGGAAGAUGUGAGGAAUAACUCUGCAUGGAACCAGCGUCAUUUUGUCAUCAGUCACACCACCACUUAUUCUCCCCCAGAAGUGCUAGAGCGUGAAGUGCAGUACACCAUCAAACAAAUCAAGAAAGCACCACACAAUGAAAGUGCAUGGAACUAUCUGAAAGGGAUUCUGCAGGCUACGGGACUCUCGUCGCAUCCCGGGGUUCUUCAGCAAGUUCUGGAACUGCAGGAGACAUGCUGCUCACCACAUCUGCUUGGCUUCCUAGUGGAUUUCUACGAGGACGCACUCGAAACUAACAGCAGUAACAACAAGAUAGACACACUCAACAAGGCCUUAGAGAUCUGUGAGCUGCUUGCCCAAGAGAAGGACACUAUCCGGCGAGAAUACUGGCGCUACGUGGCCCGCUCUCUUCAGAGCAAGUAUGGCUCAGAAGACAUCCAGGCUGCAUCCAUCGAAGACCAGGAAAUCCCCAGCAAUAACUGAGAGAAAGAAAGAAAGAGAGAGAUAGAUAGAUAGUAAACCACAGAUAUGUAUAACUGGUUAGAGGGAGUAAGACUCUUACUUAGAAGCUUACAUAUCUCUCGCUGAACUGUGUUGUUUUAUGUAUUUUUGGUUUUACCAUAUUGGUAAAGCCCAUUAUGUAAUUUCUGCAAGACAAGUAGAGGUUGAAUAUGAAAGCACUGUGUAGUCACGUGCCGAGACUUAAAGGCUGCGAUGAAUCAGUCAUAGCUUACUAGCAAGUUGAAAGGAACUUUUCAGGAGUUCAGAGUCAGAAGGACUAAAAGAAAUUUAGCAUAAAUAAUAAGGCUAUACAAAUAUAUGCUCAAGCUGCAAAUAUAUACAAACCACUGUUGCCAAAAUAUUCACUAGCAAAGUUCCUGUGUGUCGGGUUGUUUUUGUAUGCUUACAAUAAAAAAAAAAGGUUAACACAGUGUUUAUUCUUGUUGUAUAGAAUUCCUUUGGGUAAAUCUGAUCACUUUAAAGAUCACUCAUUCAUCAUUACAUUGCUUUGGAUGAUAUUCGACCCAAUCUCUUCUUCAUCGCAUAUUUUAAAGGCGGUGACUAACAGUUUGAAUCAGUGCAGGAAAACUAAUUUGAUCUAGAACAGGUGCACAUUUCCCUGUGUGACUGGAGUUUUGCUGCUACUGCUGAGCAGAUGCCUUGUAAAUAAAUUCAGCCAGCACUCGUCCAUGGUUUUAUUUUUGUCUUUUUGGUACCCCUGUGUCUGCAAUAUAUUUAAUUUAGCCCAGUUUCCCCCCCAUUAUGCCUUCAUGAAGGGCUGCAGCUAAUAAAUUCAUACAGUUGUUCUGA
Hemibagrus wyckioides is the source of this 2007-nucleotide messenger RNA. RefSeq names its product farnesyltransferase, CAAX box, alpha (gene fnta). The coding region runs from base 82 to 1179 and encodes 365 amino acids. Gene Ontology annotation, cellular component: protein farnesyltransferase complex; CAAX-protein geranylgeranyltransferase complex; cytoplasm. NCBI's taxonomy places the organism in Eukaryota, Metazoa, Chordata, Actinopteri, Siluriformes, Bagridae. The transcript is spliced from 9 exons. Gene Ontology annotation, biological process: protein geranylgeranylation; protein farnesylation. The record is from RefSeq and is a predicted model, not a curated record. Gene Ontology annotation, molecular function: protein farnesyltransferase activity; CAAX-protein geranylgeranyltransferase activity.